AUGCAGUCGAUUCUCCUCGCGUUCUCCGCGUCUACCUCCGCUUUCGCCAACGAAGACAUUCGUAACUUUCCUUGCCGUUUUCAUCGGCUAGAUAUUACUCACUGUGCAAGCCAGUACCAAAUCUCGCGGAUUCCCGACGAAACUCAAAGUUACGGAUUCGGGUUUGGCUCGGUAGACGAUGCCGAAACAAUGUGCAAGUCAAAGUGGCACUUACGCGUACAGGUUUGCAUAGGCGACAGAGUUAUCCAACGCUGUCUUGAACACGGGGCCUCAGAGUUCCAACUCUCAAUGUGGCGAUUCAUCUUCGAUUCGCGGCCUCACGAAAGGGCCGCCAACUACCUCUGUAAACCACACAACAUGAAAAUCUUUCGGACACACCGCGAGCAGUGUUUCAAGCCGCACGAGGCCGGCGCCAGCGUCUGCUCGCAGCGCCAGUCGAGGGAGUUGGCGCGGGCCACGGCGCUUCUCGCCUCCCGCACCGAGGACGUCCCACGGGCCAGCGAGGGCGGUGGCGGUGACGGCGCACACGACGACGACGACAACGACGCCGACGCUGGCAGAGACUCACUUGCCAACGACUACGUGGCGUACAUCCAGCAGCAAAUCUCAGCAGCGCACUGUGAGACCACUCUAGAAAAGAUCCGCUGCUUGACUGCGAUACUACAGCGGAAUUGCUCGCAAAACGCAGUCAAGCUAAUCCAGAAUUAUUUCAGGGAACUUCUGCCAAAGCACUGUCGGUACACAAACAACUUCCAAGCUGGUGCACAUAUUAUCGAGUCUCGCACGUGGGAAAAACAUAAACCCAUGGAGACAUUGCGACAAUCAAGUCAAACUCACAUCCUCAAUGACGCCAAUCACAUGGAGACCUCGCUUACUAGUGCCAAGGGUUCAAACGACUCUACAACCCUAGCUCACUUAUUUCAUACUUUGUUGAUUCUGUUCAUUCUAGUCGUGGCGGAAUGA
Molecule: messenger RNA, 963 nt
Organism: Mesocestoides corti
Lineage: Eukaryota; Metazoa; Platyhelminthes; Cestoda; Cyclophyllidea; Mesocestoididae
Source: the annotation of a GenBank genome assembly